GCAAGCACUCGAAAUGUCAGAGGAUGCAGCAGGAGCAGCAACAGAUUCAGCGGGAACUGCAACAAAUGCAGCAGGAACUGAAACAGAUGCAGCAGGAACAGCAACCGAAGCAGCAGGAACAACAACAGAUGCAGCAGGAGCAGAAGAUGCAACAGAUGCUGAAGAUGUCAAUCCAAAGGAAGCAGAAAGCAGUGAAACCAACACAAAGACAGCGAAAUCCGAAGCGGGAUUAACUGCUGGAAAUCAUACAGAGUUUUCUACUGACCAGAUGGCAAACUCGACAACAAUUCCUUCUGUCACCCAACUGAUCGAUCUGAUGACUUACAAACCGUCUGGCGAAGUGGAGAAUGGCGGUGAUCCGUUCGUUUCCCCAAAUGGACACAAGCAUGGGGCAAGACAUGUGAGAGCACACGAUGGUUUCCAUAAUAUUCAGAAUGAACCACUUUGGGCGCACUGGAAUGAUGUAUUCAGCACAACAGCGCGCAGCACGACCUAGCCCAAAGACACUAAUAAAGACACCCUGUAUAUUAGAGGCAAUGCCGCACAGUGGCACCUUUUGUCAAAACAGAUUGCAAAAAUCAUAUUUAAAACAAUAUCUUACCAAAAAAAGUUGUGUUUCGAUCAAUAUAUGGUGUGGUAAUAUAGGGUCACAGUUUGACCUUUCUAUUUAAGCACUAUCGGUACUUAAUAACCA
Molecule: messenger RNA, 694 nt
Organism: Drosophila innubila
Lineage: Eukaryota; Metazoa; Arthropoda; Insecta; Diptera; Drosophilidae
Exons: 1
Coding region: 14-496 (160 amino acids)
Source: RefSeq, a predicted model, not a curated record